CGGCCGGGGGCGGCUGCGGGAGCCCCGCCGGGGGCCCGGAGAUGGUGCGCGGGCAGGCCUUCGACGUGGGGCCUCGCUACACCAACCUCUCCUAUAUCGGGGAAGGGGCUUACGGGAUGGUCUGUUCAGCCUAUGAUAACGUAAACAGAGUUCGAGUGGCUAUAAAGAAAAUCAGCCCUUUUGAACACCAGACUUACUGUCAAAGAACCCUGAGAGAGAUCAAAAUCCUGUUGCGUUUCAAGCAUGAAAAUAUUAUUGGAAUCAAUGACAUUAUUAGGGCUCCAACUAUUGAUCAAAUGAAAGACGUAUACAUUGUGCAAGAUCUCAUGGAGACAGAUCUUUACAAGCUCUUAAAGACUCAGCAUCUCAGCAACGAUCACAUCUGUUACUUCCUUUACCAGAUUCUGAGAGGACUGAAAUACAUCCAUUCAGCCAACGUACUACACCGUGACCUUAAACCAUCCAACUUGCUGCUAAACACUACUUGUGAUCUCAAGAUAUGUGACUUUGGUUUGGCUCGCGUGGCAGACCCAGAUCAUGAUCACACUGGUUUCCUAACAGAAUAUGUAGCUACUCGUUGGUAUAGAGCUCCUGAAAUCAUGUUGAAUUCUAAGGGUUAUACCAAAUCUAUUGAUAUCUGGUCUGUAGGCUGUAUUCUGGCAGAGAUGCUAUCAAACAGACCCAUCUUCCCAGGAAAACACUACCUUGAUCAGCUCAACCAUAUUCUUGGAAUCCUUGGGUCUCCUUCCCAAGAAGACUUGAACUGUAUAAUCAACGCGAAAGCAAGAAACUAUUUGCUUUCUCUACCAUAUAAAAACAAGGUGCCGUGGAACAGACUAUUUCCAAACGCUGACCCCAAAGCUCUUGAUUUGUUGGAUAAAAUGUUGACUUUCAACCCUCACAAGAGAAUUGAAGUGGAAGAAGCUUUGGCCCAUCCAUAUCUAGAACAAUAUUACGAUCCCAGCGAUGAGCCUGUAGCUGAAGCACCCUUCAAAUUUGAUAUGGAGCUGGAUGACUUGCCGAAGGAAAAACUGAAAGAACUAAUUUUUGAGGAAACUGCCAGAUUUCAGCCGGGAUACAGAUCCUAAAUGGCAUAUGGGAUAAAGGAAUUAAAGGGCUGGGCAUACGCUUCAUAGAUGUUCUCUUCCUGGUUCUUUCUCUGUGGUCAUAUGAUGUGGCCUACUUCAGCUUAUCCACUAACAUUUCAAGCCAUUCAGGAGGGCCAUUUCUAUGGUAGUCCUGGCUUUCUAUGUUUUCAACUGAUUCUUUAUUUAUGCCUGAAGAAACGUUACCAAUACUCCUGCGUGUAAAAUCCAUACCGAUCUUUUGCAGGUACUGUCUUUCUAUAUAUACCCAUAGAUUAUAGGCUUAAACAGCUUCCCUUUCUGGUUUGAAAGAUGCAGUGUUGGUUUCUGAUCUUUUACGAUGGCGGGAUAUUUUAUACCUUGAGUCAUUUUCAUUUUCUAGAUUUUGUAAUGGCAUUUAAGAAAAAAAAAUUAAGGAACAUUGAGGGCACUUUAAGUCAGGGGCAUUCUCUACACUUUUGCACUUCUUUAAGCUUGCCAUGGUUUAUUGACAUGCACAGUACGAGAGGACGGAUUCAAGCAUACACUGUAUUUAUGUGUUUAUUUUUUCCUCUGGGCAUAAAUUAAUGCAGGUCAUUUUAAUGCUGAGACGUCUCAGCAAACCAGGCAAAAAAACCCCUUCUCUCCCCACUUUAAGAGGUCGUAGGUACUUGUGCAAUCUUAACUUUUAAUGGUACUCCUGGAUUUUCUGACACCACAUUUGCAAGAUACAUAUUGCCACCUGUUUAUCUAGAAGCAAAUCUCCUUGAUUUCAACAGGACAUGCUCCUUGCCUACUUAGAAUUUCAGUACUUUUCAGCAUGGCAAAAAUUACUUAGAAUGAAAUCUAAUAUUUGAUGGAUUUCUCUUUUGGAAACGCACCCAGGUGUAAUAUAUAUUAGCAGAGAAGCUUUGGUGAAUACUGUAAACUCCAUCCAGAUACUAGGAAUCGUUGAAGCUCACUUGGUACCUUUCCUUUGAAUGUAUGUGGUGGGCUCUGAGAAAGGAACACUGCAUCUUUAAAUAAGAAAGUGAGAAUGUCCUGUUUCCAUAGCAUGUCAACAUCUCACAUUUAUUUCCUGUAACUUUUCCUGUUCCAAUGUGCUUUCAGAAUUUAUAACUCUGGACCUCUUGUUCAGUCAACUGAUUAAGUUGCAUUAUCAAGAACGCUGACCUGGGCCCACCAAAUGAACCUGUCAUUUGGUUCCGUUUCAUCAAUACUCUGCUUUUUUUUUUUAAUGAUAGUUCUUCAAGUAUUUGUUUCUGAAACUGUAUAACGUGGAGUUUACUAGAUGUUAUGUUCCAGUGCGGUGCCUCAUUUACUUUUUUCCCCACUGCUCUGUGGUGAGAAAUGACCUUGUUUUAAGAUGAUGACUGUGUCCUCGCAUGACUGUUAAAAGCUUUCUGUGCACAGAUGAUUGUCUUAAGUGCCACAUAGCUGAAGUUGAAAAAAAAAAAGAGUUACCUCUAAUUGUGUUAAAUGAAAUUCUCCCCAACAAAGAACGUUUCCUUGGGGGGAAUAGCACGUUUUAGCUGUUCCAUCUUUUUGCUCUGUUGUAUUUUGGCAGCAGUGAAGACUAGGUUGUAUAAAGACGGCUUAAACGAUGAACUGCAAUGCCCUUGUUACUAAUCAAAAAAUAAAUUUUCAUCUUGUAUAUUUACAUUUACCUUUUCAAAUAAUUUUAUUUGCCUUUGGAAGAAUUUUUAAUGGGAAUCUUGCUAUUGUAGCUUUGGGGUUGCUUGCAUUAAUUUUACUUCCAGCGUCAUCGAGAAAGUCUUUAGCGUAGAUUCGGUGGGCCAAUCGUUAUGCAGACGUCCUGAGAUGAAUAAGAUUUUCUCUGUUAAGGAAGUAAUGUGGCAUUAUGGUUCUCAGCUUGAUCAGCUGUUAGAUAACUAGUUUCACUGGUUCACGCAGCUCGGUCCAAAAUCCCAUUUUGCUCAGUGAGACUGUUAGGAAAUAAGAAUAGAAUUGCAGUUUUGGUCACUUUAGGUGCAUCGGAGGCUGCAGAAGGUGUAUAUAAAGGUUUAUAUUGUGUUUACAGAUCACAACAUUUUAUAUUAAUAAAUAAGGAACUAACCUGCUAAACCAAACGUAAUAAAUGUGUGUCUCCAAAAGUUGCUUUCUGUUAACUCAUUUGAUCUGCUAAAAGCACAUGUUGGGAACAUUGUUGGAAAAUGUUUGACGGGUCCCAGUUUCUCUGCAGCUUCAUACGACUGUUCAGACCUCUGUACGAUCUGUCUUUGACUUUUUAACAGAGUUUACCAUAAUGGCAACUCCCAGUUGAGUUGAGUUGUACUUGGUGCUCUACUUGCAUCAUUAUUAUAGCAUUAAUGUGGUGAUUUUAGACUGUUACAAGUCAAAUGACUCUGCAGUUUUGUUACAGGAAUUGAAAGCUUUGUUGAUUUUGUUUAUUACGUUUUGUAGUAUCCACUCCACCUGCAAUUUACAAUUUGAUACAGGAAGCUAUAGACAGAAUAUACUAAAAGUUUCUGCUCUGCAGUGUUCAUUCUGUCUGUAACAUCAGAUUGACUUCAGGCCACUAACUGUUCACUAAAAGCAGAUCUUGUGACAGAACAGGAUGUCUUUUUUAAAAAAGAAAUGCUUAUAUCGGUAUUAUCUUAAUACAUUAUUUCUUAUUCCAUUUAUUUCUGUGUACUAGAAAAUAUAUUAAAAGUAAAGAAUAUGCAAUUGUAUUAAUGCUUAUUCAGAAGGCUUUGAUAUAUGGAAUCCAUAUAUUUGAGCUAAUAUGAGUCGAAUGAACCAUUUGCUGGCCAUUUACAAAAUACUUUGGAUAAGAUGAUCUUCACCUCUGAGACUAUGCAGAUCAAUUGGGCAAUAUGGAAGAUUUACUGAGUUGAUACCCAUUCUUCACAGAACCCCACUGGCCACAAGAUAUAUAAGCUGUCCAAACGUUCUAGUUUUAAAAGUAACCUCAUAGUUUACAAAGAUGGUGAUAUAAUAUGGCAGCCUACCCCCCCCGAUGUUUGGGACCACAACUCCCAGAGUUCCCUGCCACCAUGUUGGCCAUGCUGAACAUUCUAGGAGUUCUGGUUGUACCACGAUGUCAGGAGUAGACCUGGGUGUACCUUACCAAUUGUGAUUGAUUGUGAUUUAGUAAUGGAAAGCAAUAUGUAAAACCCCCUAACAGGCAGUAAAUCCCCCAAAUUGUUGUGCAGAAACCAUUCUCAGCCCUGCUGUUGGUAACUUUAAAGAUUCUAGAGUUUGAAGGUAGGAACGUUCAGACGUGUGGGCCUCGUAUUCUGCCAGUAAACAGCGUACUCCUGUUCAUGCAAGGAAUCACAGGGAUAUUUUCAAUUUCUUAAGGCUAAAUUAGUUCCUGCAGAUGCAGUAAAUUUGAAAUCCAUUUAAAAGGAACUCAGGUCAGUCAGGCCUAGCAUAAUACUUCCGAGCUCAUAAAGCAAUGUUUUGAUGCAGUUCUCAGUUGAAGAGUAACUGAAGGGUCCAAGGAAAGCCUAAACAUAAGUUUAUGUUUAGAUUUUGAGGAAGCAAUUUUCACAGAAUUACAGUAAUUGUCCCCAGCCCACGUGCCCUCCAGAGAGAUGGUUGUCAUCUCCUGGAAUUCUCCAUCCAGCUAGGCCAUUGCCAAGAAUCUGAAGAGCACCAAGGUGAGGCAAAUUGAAGUACUGAAACGUGGACCUUGAUGAAGAUCACCAUGUCAGUUUGGAUGAAAAGUAGAAGAAAUUGUGCCAUCCGAGAACGAACAUGCAAAGGUUGCAACAAGUUUAUUUACUACUUCUGCCUUUUCUCGUGGUGUGUCAGUGUAAAGCACUCCUAAGGAAAUAACUUUUUUGCUUUUAUAUUGCUUUGUACUGUUGGUGCCUUAGUCAUGUACCCCAGGCAGCCUGCAUAGCUAGUUUUAGUUAAUGGUUAAUUUAAAACCGGAAACGAAAGCAGAAUUUUAUAAAGGUUUCCCGUAUGUUACAUGAUAACAUUUCUAUUGUGUGACAGAUUUGUGAUUUGGUUCUUACGAUAUGUAUAGAAUUAUUGUAAGUAGAAAAAGUUUAUAUUUUGUCUUACUUCUGUUGUAAACGUACAUGCUUUUUAAAAAAUGGAACAGUUAAUGUCUUGUUAGUACAUGCCAUCAGAUUCUUGUAAAAACAAAUGUGAAGGAACUCAUUAAAUUUGAUCCUGGAUUACUAAAGUGA
Python bivittatus (Burmese python) is the source of this 5230-nucleotide messenger RNA. It is a transcript of the gene MAPK1, whose product is annotated as mitogen-activated protein kinase 1. The record is from RefSeq and is a predicted model, not a curated record. Gene Ontology annotation, biological process: protein phosphorylation. Gene Ontology annotation, molecular function: ATP binding; MAP kinase activity. Lineage: Eukaryota; Metazoa; Chordata; Lepidosauria; Squamata; Pythonidae.